UACAAGUGCACCGUCUGUGGGAAGGCAUUUAUCUAUUCAAACUAUUUUCGGAUUCAUCGGAGAACGCACACAGGUGAGAAGUCAUUCAAGUGCACUAUGUGUGGGAAGGCAUUUGUACAAUCAAGUUCUCUUCAAAAUCACGAGAGAACGCACACGGGUGAGAAGCCCUACAAGUGCACCGUCUGUGGGAAGGCAUUUGCCUACUCAAACUAUCUUCGAGUUCACCAGAGAAUGCACACGGGUGAGAAGCCCUACAAGUGCACCGUCUGUGGGAAGGCAUUUAUCUAUUCAAACUAUCUUCGAGUUCACGAGAGAAUGCACACAGGUGAGAAGUCAUUCAAGUGCACUAUGUGUGGGAAGGCAUUUGUCUAUUCAAACUAUCUUCGAGUUCACGAGAGAACGCACACGGGUGAGAAGCCCUACAAGUGCACCGUGUGUGGAAAAGGGUUUAUUGAUUCAGGACAACGAAAGAAGCAUGAGAAGGUCCACGAGAGGCUCACAACUCUUAGCUGGGUGCAGUACGACUUCUCCAAGGCCUUCACUCUGCCACCUGCGGAAUUGUACGUCUUGGUCAUGUGA
This is a messenger RNA of Lethenteron reissneri (Far Eastern brook lamprey), 579 nucleotides long. Its product is annotated as zinc finger protein 627-like. The record is from RefSeq and is a predicted model, not a curated record. Gene Ontology annotation, cellular component: transcription regulator complex; PcG protein complex; chromatin. Gene Ontology annotation, molecular function: DNA-binding transcription factor activity, RNA polymerase II-specific; RNA polymerase II cis-regulatory region sequence-specific DNA binding. NCBI's taxonomy places the organism in Eukaryota, Metazoa, Chordata, Hyperoartia, Petromyzontiformes, Petromyzontidae. Gene Ontology annotation, biological process: regulation of transcription by RNA polymerase II.